Molecule: messenger RNA, 1270 nt
Organism: Malus domestica (apple)
Lineage: Eukaryota; Viridiplantae; Streptophyta; Magnoliopsida; Rosales; Rosaceae
Product: probable calcium-binding protein CML49
Molecular function (GO): calcium ion binding
Source: RefSeq, a predicted model, not a curated record
CGGUCUCAAAAAUCUGCAAACACUCCCAUUUUCAGACCUUCCUCGAGGACAAAAGAAAAUGUCAGGCUACCCACACCCUCCUUCCGGCUACGGCUACGGCAGCGCUCCACCACCAGGCCAACCUUACGGCGCGCCGCCUCAAGGCCAGCCCUACGGUGCGCCGCCCCAAGGUCAACCCUACGGCGCAACGCCGCAAGGGCAGCACCAGACAGCCCAACCCUACAGUGCUCCGUCUGCACCGUACGGCGCUCCAUCCUCCGCACCGUACGGUGCUCCGGCAGCACCGUACGGCGCGCCUUACGCGCCAGAGAAGCCUUACAAUCCAGACAAGCCUCACAAGAAUCAAGGCGGAGGAGGCGGAGGCGGAGGCGGAUACCCGAAUCAAGGUGGAGGAGGCGGAGGCGGAGGCGGAUACCCGAAUCAAGGUGGAGGAGGCGGAGGCGGAUACCCGAAUCAAGGCGGAGGAGGCGGAGGCGGAUACCCGCCACCUGCUCAUGGUUACGGGAGCCCGUUUGCGGCUUUGUUGCCGUCGGUGUUCCCGCCGGGCACAGACCCGAACGUCAUAGCUUGCUUUCAGCUGGCGGAUCAGGACGGCAGCGGCUUCAUCGACGACAAGGAGAUGCAGAGAGCUCUGUCGUCGUACAAUGAAAGCUUCAGCUUGAGGACUGUUCAUCUUCUCAUGUACACCUUCACCCAGACCAACGCCAGGAAGAUCGGGCCUAAGGAAUUCGCUGCACUGUUCUACAGUCUUCAAAGUUGGAGGGGAAUAUUUGAGAGGUUUGACCGGGACAGAAGUGGGUUCAUUGAUGCAAAUGAGUUGAGAGAUGCACUGCUGAGUCUGGGAUUUUCUGUGUCACCUGUAGUUUUGGAACUGCUGGUCUCUAAAUUCGACAAGUCUGGAGGCAAAAAGAGGGCCAUUGAAUAUGACAAUUUCAUCGAGUGCUGUCUGACUGUUAAGGGAUUAACUGAGAAGUUUAAGGAGAAGGACAAAGCGUACACUGGUAUGGGAACUUUCAAUUAUGAGGAGUUCAUGUUGACUGUCCUGCCAUUCCUCAUUGCGUAGGUUGUUCGUUGUUAAAAGGCUUUAUGAAUUCGGGUUUUUACGGUAAUGUAAUAUCUACCUCUUUUUUUUUUUCCCCUGUUUCUUGGUGGAGUGGAUGCUGUAGCUGUAUUUUAGCUUUCAUAUAAUAAUGGUUUCAGAGUUUGGUUUUUGCAUCAUUUUCCUAUUAAAGGUUAAUGCGUUGGAAAUAAAAGUUUAUAUGUAGUGAUU